Raphanus sativus (radish) is the source of this 1054-nucleotide messenger RNA. RefSeq names its product solute carrier family 40 member 3, chloroplastic. Gene Ontology annotation, cellular component: membrane. Gene Ontology annotation, molecular function: iron ion transmembrane transporter activity. The annotation marks the transcript as partial. The transcript has 7 exons. Lineage: Eukaryota; Viridiplantae; Streptophyta; Magnoliopsida; Brassicales; Brassicaceae. The record is from RefSeq and is a predicted model, not a curated record. Gene Ontology annotation, biological process: iron ion transmembrane transport.
AACAGACCAAUUGCUCUUGCACAAGCAAAUGCUGUCCUCAACAGGAUUGAUCUGCUUUGCGAGAUCGCUGGGACUAUGUUAUUUGGCGUCCUCCUAUCCAGAUAUGACCCUGUGACCUGCUUAAAGUUCGCUGCCACACUAAUGAUUGGUUCUUUGCCAACCAUGACAGCUCUCAUAUGGCUGACCAACAAGUUCUCCUCUGGAGUCCUGGACCGUCCUAAAUGCUCCCAGAGCAGCUGUGCUCCUGAAGGACCUCGUUCUGAAACCGACAGUAUAUUUGAUUUGGGCAUGGAAGCUAUCAAGCUUGGAUGGAAAGAAUACAUUCAGCAGCCGGUUCUUCCCGCUAGCCUUGCAUACGUCCUUCUCUGCUUCAACAUCGUCCUCACCCCAGGCAGUUUGAUGACCGCAUUUCUAACACAACGAUGUGUGAAUCCAUCAGUUAUUGGGGGUUUUAGUGGACUAUGCGCUGUGAUGGGAGUCGCUGCAACUUUCUUAUCAGCAAACUUGGUUAAAAGAUUUGGCAUUCUAAAGGCGGGUGCAGUAGGAUUGUUUUUCCAAGCUUCACUCCUCGGUGUAGCUGUUGCUGUGUACUGGAGCUCUUCUCUAUCCCAAAAGAGCCCACUCUUCUUCUUCUUGUCCAUGAUCGUACUAUCAAGGCUAGGCCACAUGUCUUACGGCGUUGUGGGUGCUCAGAUUCUUCAAACCGGCAUCCCAUCGUCCAAAGCUAACCUCAUCGGUGCAACUGAGAUAUCAGUGGCUAGCCUAGCUGAGUCACUGAUGCUCGGAGUAGCCAUUGCUGCCAAUGACGCUUCUCAUUUCGGGUUUCUUGCGGUUCUGUCUCUUUUAUCAGUUGUUGCGGCCUCUUUGAUAUUCUGUAGGUUGCUGAGGAAUCCUACUGAUGAACAAAGACGGCUCUUCUCCUUUGAUCCUCUUGCGAUUUGAAAAUUAUACAUUGAAAUGUUUUGUAUAGUUAGCUUCACUAUCAUUGUAUAAAUUCUUCAUUUUAUUUUGAAAUUGGAAGAAAAUAUGAGUUAUAUAAUCUCAAUUUGAAGUU